Arabidopsis arenosa is the source of this 1127-nucleotide messenger RNA. The record is from the annotation of a GenBank genome assembly. Lineage: Eukaryota; Viridiplantae; Streptophyta; Magnoliopsida; Brassicales; Brassicaceae.
CGAAGGAGAGCCAAAGCUUCGUCGUCAAAUUUGAUCAUUUGCGGAAAUCGAACCAACUUAGGAUUUAAUUCAGAAUCCAAAUGCCCAAGAUCUGCUGUUCUCGUUCCGCUACACAAGUUGUGGUAGCACAAAAAUCAAACUCGGGUAAAGGAAGAAACGGUGAAGGAAGAAUCAAGUAUGGGUUUAGUUUGAUAAAGGGGAAAUCUGACCAUUCAAUGGAGGAUUAUCAUGUUGCUAAGUUUAUGAAUUUCAAUGGCAAUGAAUUGGGGCUUUUUGCAAUCUUUGAUGGUCAUAAAGGUGAUAGUGUAGCUGCUUAUUUGCAGAAACAUCUCUUCUCUAAUAUCCUUAAAGAUGGAGAGUUCUUGGUUGAUCCUCGAAGAGCAAUUGCGAAAGCUUAUGAGAAUACAGACCAAAUGAUUUUAGCAGAUAAUAGAACGGAUUUAGAGAGUGGCGGUUCGACUGCUGUGACUGCGAUUUUGAUCAAUGGGAAAGUUUUGUGGGUAGCUAAUGUUGGCGAUUCGCGUGCUAUUGUUUCUAGUCGAGGUAAAGCAAAACAGAUGAGUGUAGAUCAUGAUCCUGAUGAUGAUACUGAGAGGAGUAUGAUUGAGAGUAAAGGUGGAUUUGUAACCAACAGACCAGGAGAUGUUCCUCGAGUGAACGGUUUGUUAGCGGUCUCUCGCGUCUUUGGUGACAAAAACCUCAAAGCAUAUUUGAACUCAGAGCCUGACAUUAAGGAUGUCACCAUUGAUAGUCACACAGAUUUUCUUAUUCUGGCUAGUGACGGUAUUUCGAAGGUGAUGUCAAACCAAGAAGCAGUUGACAUAGCUAAGAAGUUGAAAGAUCCAAAGGAAGCGGCGAGGCAAGUAGUUGCUGAAGCAUUGAAAAGAAACAGUAAGGAUGAUAUAUCUUGCAUUGUUGUCCGGUUUAGAUGAUAACCAAGAAGACGCAGCUUAUAUUGGAUUUGGAGCUUGCUUUUGCUUCACCAUGAUUAUUUUGGGGUCCGGUUUAGUUCGAUCUGGUUCUUGGUUACUUGUGCAUUUUCAAGAACAGCAGUUUAAUAGGAAUAUUAUUAUAUUAUACUAGUUUGACAAACCAGAUGAGUUAUAUCAUAAAAAUUACAUGAAAAA